Messenger RNA from Rhineura floridana, 4713 nucleotides. RefSeq names its product lipase member M-like. The coding region runs from base 794 to 1726 and encodes 310 amino acids. Gene Ontology annotation, biological process: lipid metabolic process. Gene Ontology annotation, molecular function: hydrolase activity, acting on ester bonds. The transcript is spliced from 11 exons. Lineage: Eukaryota; Metazoa; Chordata; Lepidosauria; Squamata; Rhineuridae. The record is from RefSeq and is a predicted model, not a curated record.
ACUAAUGGCAUAGGCAUGACAAGAAAAGGUUUAUUAAGGACUUCCCAGGAGGAUCCCUACGUCUGUGCAGCCUCUGAGACGAGCUCCGUCUUGGAUGAAAUUUAUCCAGAUUAAAUUCAGUCAGAAGGCUCUUUUCUGACUGGGAAUAAUUUCUUCCGGUUAAAGAAGAAACGUGAGAUUUCCCACAUAGCUUUGUUUUGAUUGUUGGAGUCUGGAAUUCGUCAGAAUUGUCUGUCUUCCAGCAGCUCAGACAGAGCGAGGAUUUUUAUGCUAGCUCAGCUGGAUAAGUGACCCGUUUUUUUUUAUAUGGACUAACAGGCAAACAUCCUCCUGUCUACAUUCAUCAUUUUCUUAUCUAUUCAGCUAAAGAGAUUUGUCAAAGUAACAGCAAUUGAGAUAACCUAGGUGAGGCUUUGAUAUCAACAAGAGCAACAAUGGACGUGAAGGGACUGGCAACCAUUCAAACAAAUCUUCUUUUAUGAAACAUGCAAAAGAAAUCUCUGUGGCAAUAGAUAGUCCUGGUAUCAUCUAAGGAAGCAUCAUCCAAAAAUCCUGCUCCCAUCUAAACACAGCAAGAGGACACUGGAUGAGGCAGAAUUAAAUGGAAAGUGGGAAGGGCAAGGGAAUCUGACUUCCGUGUAUUGAGGCCAGAGCUCAAAAGGCAAUAGGAGACAAGGUACGGUGUAAUUAGGAUGGCUCAGUGUUUGUUUUUAAGAAAAGCUUAAAGCAGGUGCGGGGAACCUAUGGCCAUCUAGAUAUUGUUGGACUCCAACUUCCAUCAGCCACUAACAGCAUGGCCAAUGGUCAGAGAGAGAGAGAGAAGAUGUGGUGGUUUGUUGCAAUCAUUUGCCUAAUACAAGCAACUGGAAGCUCAGAAGGAUUAGUUAAGAGAAGAAACGCAGAUCCUGAAAUUCAUAUGAAUGUUAGCCAGGUGAUUUACUACAGAGGCUAUCCCAGUGAAGAGUAUGAAGUCUUAACAGAUGAUGGUUAUUAUUUAACAGUAAACAGAAUACCCUUUGGAAGAAAAAAUCUGACCGUCAGAGGUCCAAAGCCUGUUGUGUUUUUGCAACAUGGAAUAUUAGCAGAAGCUAGCUUUUGGGUUGAAAACAUGGUAAACAACAGUCUUGGUUUCAUCUUAGCGGAUGCUGGCUAUGAUGUUUGGCUUGGAAACAACCGAGGAACAAGCUGGUCUCUGAGACAUAAGAAUUUGUCAGCUGACCAAGAUGAAUUUUGGAAUUUCAGUUUCCAUGAAAUGGCCAUGUACGAUCUCCCAGCAAUGAUCAACUUUGCUUUGAAGAAAACUGGACAGAAGCAAUUGUAUUAUGUAGGAUAUUCUCAAGGCACUACUCUUGGCUUCAUAGCAUUUUCAGCCAUACCAGAGCUGGCUCAAAAAAUCAAAAUGUUUUUUGCCCUGGCUCCUGUGACUAUUGUUAAGCAUGCACCAAUCUUCCAAAUGUUUUCCUCACUUCCUGAAUUCUUAUCCAAGAGCAUGCUUGUCAGAGGAGAGUUUGCACUGUGUCGCAAGCCUGUGAGAGACUUCAUCACCAAAUUAUGCAGCUCUACGUUGAUGCAGAAAUUCUGUGCACACGUCAUAUUCUUUGCAGGUGGAUUCAAUGCAACAAAUCUAAAUAUGAGCAGAGUGGAUGUGUAUGCAGCUCGCUAUCUAGAUGGAACUUCAGCUAAAAACAUUCUACACUGGAAACAGGUGAGGCUGUCAAUGUGCUGAACCAGUGCCUGGCUGCCACAAUGGACUGGAUGAGGGCUAAUAAACUGAGGGUCAAUCCAGACAAGACUGAGAUGCUGCUAGUGGGAGGUUCUUCUGACCGGAUGGUGGAUGUCCAACCCAUCCUGGAUGGGGUUGCACUCCCCCUGAAGGAGCAAGUUUGUAGCUUGGGGGUUCUCCUAGAACCAUCUCUCUCACUUGAGGCUCAGGUAGCCUCAGAGGCACGGAGUGCCUUUUACCAACUUCGGUUCUGGCCCAGCUACGCCCCUAUCUGGACAGGGAUAACCUGGCUUCAGUUGUCCAUGCUCUGGUAACCUCCAAGCUAGGUUAUUGCAAUGCGCUCUACAUGGGGCUGCCUUUGAAGACAGUUCAGAAACUGCAGCUUGUGCAAAAUGCAGUGGCCAGAUUGGUAACAGGGACCAGAUGGUUCGAACAUAUAAAACCAAUUCUGGCCUGCUUGCAUUGGCUGCCUGUAUGUUUCCGAGCUUGAUUGAAGGUGCUGGUUUUAACCUAUCAAGCCUUACAUGGCUUAGGACCACAAUAUCUGAUGGACCGACUCUCCUGACAUGAACCCACGUGUACACUAUGCUCAACAUCUAAGGCCCUCCUCCGGGUGCCUCCUCUGAGGGAAGCUGGGAGUCCAGGAACAAGGGAGAGGGCCUUCUCAAUGGUGGCCCCCAAAUUAUGGAAUGAUGUUUUUGAUGAGGUGCACCUGGCACCAAUAAUGUUAUCUUUUCGGCGCCAGGUCAAGACUUUCCUCUUCUCCCAGGCAUUUUAGCAUGUGUUUUUAAAUUGUUUUUAAUUUUUUUAAAAUUGUGUUUGUAAAUUGUUUUUUGUGUUUUAAAAUUUGUAUAUUUGUAUUUAUUGUUUUAAUUGCUGUAAACAACCCAGAGAGCUUCGGCUAUGGGGCAGUAUAUAAAUGUAAUAAUAAUAAUAAUAAUAAUAAUAAUAAUACAAUUUCAGAAGGGAUUCUUCAAGUGAAAUGCAUUUUACUCCUAGGAGUAUUUACUACUAGAGAUAUGAAUUGCAAAACGACCAGGGAACACUCAUUAUUAGGAAAGUGAGGAUUUUACAGAAAAGAAUGAGUUGGAUCCAGAGAAGGACUAGCAAGACAAAGCUUUCCUGGCUCCUCUCCACACAAGAGCUCUCUGCAUCCCCCCAAUGCAACUCCUGAGGUCCAAGAGAUGGGUUUUGGGGCUUCAGCAGAAUGGGGAAAUUUUGGGGGAAAUCAACAGGUCUGUCUUGUUGAAGCGCCUUUCUGCUUGUCGAAGACACCUUUGAAUCCAAGCUGGUGUCUGUAAUAUAAAAGUCUCAACUGAGUGGUCUUAUAGAGCCAGGACAGGGAGCCUGGUGCCCUCCAGGUGUUGCUGGACUCCUGCUUCCAUCAGCCCCUGCCAGCACAGCCAAUGGUCAGUGGUGACGGGUGCUGUAAUCCAGCAACAUCUGGAGGAACACAGGUUCUCCACCCAUAUUAUAAAGAGUGUAUAUGGUGAAUUUUAAUUCAAAUAAUUGUCUUAUUGUACUGUGUGAUUGACAGAAACUGCAGCCCUCCUGCUCUAGAGUUCUACGUGCAUUCUAAUGUGCUUAUAGAACCCUAGGAUGAGCAGAUUUCUCCACUUACUCCUUUAGUUCCCACCCCCAGAAGGAACCACUGGAUCACAGUGACAUUAAGCUAGUGUUUCCCAAUGUGAAUAUCACUACUGAUGUCUGGAAAAUUCGCCUCUGAAGUUAUCUUUAGUUAAAUUAACGGCAGUAAACAAACAUGAAAAAUCACAUUCAAUCGCAGUAGGCACAAAUUACAUAAUUUUGUGGGUGUUGAGCCUUCCUGUUUUUUUUUUUUUGCAGGUCUUGUUUUUAUGAUAGCCACAAUUCCCCCCCCCCAUGCCCUUUGAAGUGUGACAUUCUGGGAAAUUUGAUAGGGCAGCCACUAACUGAACAAACUUUGCAGGAUUGCACUGGGCAUGCCCAAGUCUCUGGAAUGGCUACAGUAAUUCUUUGAAUCCUGUUAUCCUUUUUACAGCAGUGGACCUCGUAGUGGGAUUGCACUCCCCUGACCUCCCUCCAGCUGAGUUGCUGCUGCAUACCAGGACAGAGGGGGGGAGGCAGCGGCAUGGUCGGCACCUUGCAAAUGCAUCUGUGAAGCCAAUCUGGUGCUCUUGCCAGUGUAUUUGCACCAUGCUGCCAUUGCUGCUGCCUCCUCCUCCCCCUCUCCAUCCUGCUAUGCAGCAGCGAGGGAGGUCAGGUGAGCAGCAUAGCCUGGCCCUGUUGCCCACCACUAGCUUUUCAAUAAGUUAGGUAUGUUUUUACCCAUGUACGUUCAUUCUGUGGUAUGCACUCAUGUAUGCUCUUCCUUUGUAAGAGGCCAUUAAUGCCUCCUGUCAAACUUUUAAACAUAAACUUUUUACCUUUUCUUUUGUAAACUACCUUUACAUUUCUACACUAUUGUCUAUUUAGCUUUCUCAAAGUACACCAGUCAUUAAUUCUCUGCAUGUAAUAUGGAUCAAUUGUCAAUGGUUUGAGUGAAUGGUAAGCUUAGAAAAGAAUGUCCUGCUAUCUGGAAAGAAGGAGCAGGCAAUGCUAGUUUCAUCACAAAGCUUGAUUCACAAAACAGAACUGGCCAAAGAUGCAGUUCAAAGUGUGAGAUGCCUGAUCUCCUUGGAACUACAAAGAACAGUGCCUGGCCAGCCAGGUCUUUGUAAGUGUGACUUCACUCCGAAGCAGCAUCCCAAGAUCUCCUGGUCACCAGUGUUACAGGACCAUAUGCUGACAGUCUAUGGUCAAGGUAACAGAAUGUGAAAGCAAGUCUGAGCAAUUGAUCCCCAGAUAGCCAGGGAAAAAAACCAGAGCCUGGGCAGAAGAUAGCCUGGGAGAUAUCUCUGCAUUCACCUGGAACAUCAUAGCUUUUAAAAAAUAUUUUCAGUUUGCAUUAAAUUGAACUUGGUGUGAUAAUACCAGUAGUAAAGAGGUUUUCACAAUGCUCAGUAAAAUAU